Ananas comosus (pineapple) is the source of this 1942-nucleotide messenger RNA. RefSeq lists its product as uncharacterized. The transcript has 14 exons. Lineage: Eukaryota; Viridiplantae; Streptophyta; Magnoliopsida; Poales; Bromeliaceae. The coding region runs from base 156 to 1661 and encodes 501 amino acids. The record is from RefSeq and is a predicted model, not a curated record.
CUGUGGUUUUAGAAGGCCCAGCCAAAAGACCUCCCUCCUCGUCAGCCGCCUUUUUCUUUUUUCUUUUUUUUAUGUAUAUAUAUAUUUUCUCCUCCUAUUAAUUAAUUAAUUAAUUAAUAACGAAAUGGGGGAGGAGAAGACAAGGAAAGAAAGAGAUGGCGCGGGGGAUCGAAGAAGGUGAUAUGAGCCUCCGGCGGAGGCCGAUGACGGCGCACGCGCACGCGCUCGCCGCGCACGCCCUCCUCCUCUGCUUCUCCCUCCUCCUCGCUCUCAAACUCGACCGUCGAUUCUCCCACUCUUGGUGGAUUGUUUUCAUUCCCCUGUGGUUGUUCCACGCUGUUGUUUCUCGCAGUAGAUUCUCUUUACCUGCUCCGUUAUCGCCUCACAACCACCAUUGGGCGCCUUGUCAUUCUAUUGUUGCUACACCAUUGCUUGUGGCAUUCGAGCUACUUCUGUGUGUUUAUCUUCAGAGCGUCGAUGAUCAUGGAGAACCUGUUGUGAGCUUGAAACUUGUGUUUCUUCCACUGUUGGCAUUUGAAUUAACAAUUUUUAUUGAUAAUAUCAGGAUGUGUAGUGCUUUGAUGCCUGUAAAUGACGAAACUGCAAGUGACAGGGCUAUUUGGAAGAGACUUCCUCACUUCUGGGUUGCAAUCUCCAUGGUGUUUCUUGUAGCAGCUACCUUGUUCACACUCCUCAAGUUGAGCGGAGAUAUAGGUGGCUUAAGCUGGUGGGAUUUAUUUAUAAAUUUUGGAAUUGCAGAAUGUUUUGCGUUUCUUGUCUGUACAAAGUGGUCUAACCCUCUGAUCGGUAGACAACCAUCUCAUUUUGCAACGACUUCAUUUACACUUCCCAGAUAUAGUAGGUGGUACUGUGGCUCAUCAUCUUCCUCUUUGGAGGAUUAUGAUGAGGAUAGAUUUUGUGGUCUGCAGGAUAUUGGAAGCUAUGUUAUGAAAGUUCCUCUUCUAAUUUUUCAGGUUCUCUUAUGUAUGCGCUUAGAGCGGACACCUCCUGGUGCACAAUUCAUCCCAAUUUUUGCUCUUUAUUUGCCGAUAUUUCUUCUGCAAGUAACUGGUAUCUUUGUUGCUCUCUGGAGAUUACUUGAGAAGCUUGUUCUCUUAGUACGUAGUGGACCAAUCAACGAAAGAUAUGUUGCAAUCUCAUCAAAAAUUUAUGAUUUCUUUACAUUGGUGCAUCAUGGUUCAAGACUUCUCAGUUGGUGGUCUAUUGAUGAAAGAAGUAAUGAGGAAAAAGCUCGCCUGUAUCAUGCUGGAACUACCGGAUACAAUACUUUCAGUGGCUAUGCACCAGAAAUGCUAAAGAAGAUGCCUAAGAAAGUUCUAAUAAAAGAGGUUUCAAGACUGCAAGUUGUUCUGGGAGAACAAACUGAAAUUGCCAAGAAUACCCAAGAAGAGUAUGAAAGACUUCAAAAUGAAAGAGUCUUGUGCAGGAUUUGCUUUGAGAAAGACGUACGCAUAGUCUUACUUCCUUGCCGGCAUUGUACUCUUUGCCAACCCUGUUCAGCAAGGUGUCAGACGUGUCCAAUUUGCCGUGUGCCUAUUAUGAAGCGGAUAACUAUAAAUGAUCGAGAAAAGCUGAAUCAUGCAUCAGACCAAGAUCAUUAUGUGGAUUUGAAGAGUAUCAUGCAUGCGAAUUUUGUCUAAUUUGGCUUAUUGGGUUCUCUGUUUUUGGGAGGUAAAUAAUAUUGGCUGGCUGUGCUGAAGCCAUCAAGCUUUUUUUUUUUUUUUUUUUUUUUUUUUUCUCACAUUGUGGGUGUUACAGCUAUUUAUUUUGAUUUACUUCUAUUGUUUUGAUUUAUUUCUAUGUAUAUACAUAUGUAAGUUAGUGUUAUUCCCUCUUGUAAUGUGACAGCUAACAAAUUAAGUCUAAUCUUAGAUGUCACUGUAAGUGAUCUUUUCUUUUGACCUAUUAUAGUUAAUUAAUG